Molecule: messenger RNA, 547 nt
Organism: Meleagris gallopavo (turkey)
Lineage: Eukaryota; Metazoa; Chordata; Aves; Galliformes; Phasianidae
Gene: ACBD7
Product: acyl-CoA binding domain containing 7
Biological process (GO): fatty acid metabolic process
Molecular function (GO): fatty-acyl-CoA binding
Source: RefSeq, a predicted model, not a curated record
GCGGACGGCGGCAGUCACCGCGUCGCGCUGCAGGAGAGAGGCCGGACUUCGCGUGGCCACCGCGCCAUGGCCCUACAGGCUGACUUCGAUGGGGCUGCAGAAGAUGUUAAAAAAUUGAAAACAAGACCAACUGAUGAAGAACUGAAGGAACUCUAUGGAUUCUACAAACAAGCUACUGUUGGAGAUAUUAACAUUGAAUGUCCAGGGAUGUUAGAUAUGAAAGGCAAAGCCAAAUGGGAGGCAUGGAACCUGAAAAAAGGUAUAUCGAAGGAGGAUGCCAUGAAUGCCUAUAUUUCUAAAGCAAAAGCAAUGAUAGAAAAAUAUGGGAUUUAAAAUACUCAGACAUCACACUCUGAGUCUUCUCAGUGAUUAAGGAAGUAACUCUGCAGAGGAGAAUGCAGUACUAACUGGUUAUUGUGAAAUCUAACAGUAAGAUCAUUUACGCAUGAGCCACUCCACUGCGAAAGGUGUUCACUGCAUACUAUAUUCCUAGACUGUAUCUUACUCUAAUUAAAUGUGAGCCUAUGAAAUAAAUGCUUCUGUAAGA